GGAAGCAGCUGCAUGACAGAAACCUGCAGUUCAAUGCUGCACCAACAGUGAAUAUGGGAUCGGGGUGCAGGAUGAAGAGGACACAGCCGUGGUGGUUGUUUACCUCAGUGGCUUUUAUUUCUGUGAUUUCUAGGACAGCAGCAUCUCCAAUGAAGGUGAUGUCUGCCCCCAAUCUGCUGCGGCUGGGAAGACCACAAAACAUCUUUGUGGAGUGCCAAGAUUGCCCCAGUGAGAACAACUUCUCUGUCAGCAUCAGUGUGAUGAACUGGCCAACCAAAUCUAAGAGGCUUGCACACGCCUCUGUGAACCUCAACCCUGCAAACAGAUUUCAAGCCUUUGCGGAAGUUGAGAUUCCUGCUGACGACUUCAUUCGCAGUCCAAACUUAAAGCACUAUGUGUAUCUGCAAGCUCAGUUCCCAGAUGUAAAGCUGGAGAAAGUCGUCCUUUUGUCAUUGCAUGCCGGCUACAUCUUUAUCCAGACGGACAAAGCGCUCUACACACCCAACAGCAAAGUUCAUUACAGGAUAUUUGCGAUGACGCCUGACAUGAAGCCUGUAGAGAGGAAUAACAUGACCCAGAUGGACGCUUCUGUUGCCAUUGAGUUUGUGACCCCUGAAGGUGUCAUUCUACCACUGGAUCCAGUCGCUCUGAGGUCAGGAAUUCAUUCUGGAGAUUUUCAACUUGCUGAAGUUGUCAGUGUUGGACUUUGGAAAAUUGUGGCAAGGUUUCCAAGUAUACCACAGAUGAGCUACUCUGCAGAGUUUGAAAUCAAAGAAUAUGUGCUGCCCAGUUUUGACGUUAAACUGAUACGCCGAAAUUCGUUCUUCUUUUCGGACAGCAAAGAACUCCACGUAGACGUCAAAGCCACGUACAUGUUUGGUGAAGAUGUUCAAGGUUCCGCAUAUGGAGCUUUUGGAGUUGUGCUUCAAAAUCAAAAGAAGAGUUUUCCCAGCUCACUUCAGAGAGUGCCGAUUGAGAAAGGAGAAGGAGUGGUGACCCUGAAGAGAGAACACAUCACUCAGGCCUUUGAAAACUUCACAGAUCUUAUGGGGAGCUCCAUAUUUGUGGCGGUCAGCGUGCUGACAAGCGACGGUAGUGAGAUGGUGGAGGCAGAGCUGAGAGAUAUUUAUAUUGUCAUAUCACCGUAUAUCGUCCAGUUCACCAAAACACCCAAAUAUUUCAAACCAGGAUUAUCUUUUGAUUUUGCGGUUGAGGUUCUGAAUCCCGACGGCACUUCAGCACAAGGAGUUCCUGUUGCGAUCGAUGAAGCUGAGGUUGAAGGCGUUACUUCCGCCAACGGCAUGGCGAGACUUUCAAUCAAUACCUUGGAAAACGCUGGACCACUAAAAAUCACAGUAAGGACCAAAAAUCCUCGAAUUUCAGCUGAACGACAAGCAUCGGCAAGCAUGACUGCUCUCCCUUAUCGCUCAACAAGCAAAAACUAUGUCCACAUUGGAGUGACAACAGCAGAAGUAAAACCGGGAGAUAACCUGAAAGUGAACAUCAACCUCAACAAACAGGACAAUCCAGAAAAUGACGUGACAUACUUGAUCCAGAGCAGAAGUCAGUUAAUAAAGCAUGGACGCUUUAGAGUGAAAGGUCAAGUGAUGGUAUCCAUGACCCUCACUGUUACCAAGGAGAUGCUGCCAUCAUUCCGCAUCCUGGCCUUCUACCAUCCAAAUGACAACGAGGUGGUGUCAGACUCAGUCUGGGUGGAUGUGAAGGACUCCUGCCUCGGCUCGUUGAAACUAGAGCCACUGAAACUCUCCGCCUCCUAUGAGCCUCGGAAGAAGUUUAACCUGAAAAUCACAGGAGAUCCUGAGGCCACAGUGGGGCUGGUGGCUGUGGACAAAGGCGUCAUCGCUCUCAACAAGAAGUACCGUCUGACACAGAAAAAGGUGUGGGACACAGUUGAGAAUCACGACAUCGGCUGCACACACGGCGGAGGAAAGGACAGUAUGAGUGUGUUCUACGAUGCCGGGCUGUUGUUUCAGUCCAACUUACAAUCCGAGACGCCGUCCAGACAGGAGCCGACGUGCUCAGCUCUCCGGAGGAGGAAACGGGACACUGCCCUGAUGAACGCCACCACCGAAUUAUUGAGUCAAUAUGACAACCACCUGCAGCGUGACUGUUGUUUGGACGGCACGCGGGAGACCACAGUUUCGUAUUCCUGUGAGCGUCGCAGCGAGUACAUUUUGGACGGUGAGCCCUGCGUCGAGGCUUUCCUGCACUGCUGCCAGGAGAUGGAAAGAAAACGAGCCGAGAGGAGAGAGGAAAACCUUAAACUAGCUCGCAGUGAGAGUGACGACAGCAGCUACAUGGACACCAAUGAUAUUGUCUCUCGCACCAAAUUCCCUGAAAGCUGGCUGUGGUCCGAUGUCAAAUUGCCAGCAUGUCCUGCAGACAAGCCUAACUGUGAAGCAACCUCCUUCGUAAAGAAUAUGGCUCUGCAAGAUACGAUCACAACAUGGCGGUUCGCAGGAAUUGGUCUCUCCAAAACUGGUGGCCUCUGUGUGGCCGACCCUUUGGACAUUGUUGUCCGAAAGGACAUCUUCAUUGAUCUCAGACUGCCCUACACAAGUGUUCGAGGAGAGCAGAUAGAAAUUAAAGCUGUUCUGCACAACCAUAAUCCUGAGCCUGCCACUGUGCGCGUGCAUCUACUUGAGACAGAACAUGUGUGCAGUGCAGCUUCUAAGCGUGGAAAUUAUCAACUGGAGGUCAAAGUUGGAGCCUCAAGUACACGAGCAGUUCCCUUUGUUAUUAUUCCAAUGAGAGAAGGAGAUUUCAACAUCGAGGUCAAAGUGGCUGUGAAGGACUCUGAACAGGGUGACGGAUUUAGAAAAACGCUGCAUGUUGUGCCUGAAGGCAUUCUGAUAAAAUCUCCUCUAACUAUAACGUUGGACCCUGAAAACGAAGGAAAAGAUGGCAAACAAGUGCAGCUGCUCCGCAGUAACAUUCCUCUGAUAGACAUCAUACCGGACUCAACUACCAGCACGCAAAUAGCAGUUACAGGAAAAAAGCCUAAAGAAGAGCUGAAGAACGCCGUCACUGGAGAGUCGAUGAGCAGUCUGAUCUACCAACCGUCUGGUUGUGGAGAGGAAAACAUGAUCCACUUGACAAUGCCCGUCAUUGCAACCACGUAUUUGGACAUGACCUACCAGUGGGAAGCCGUGGGGGUCGAGAGACGGGAUGAAGCCCUGCAACACAUCAUAACUGGUUAUCGUAAUCAGCUAAGCUACCGUAAAGGAGAUGGAUCUUUUGCUGGAUAUCCUGAUCAUGACAGCAGCACCUGGCUGACGGCGUAUGUUGUCAAGGUGUUCUCCCUGGCCCACAGACUGGUGGCCAUUGAAAGCAAAGUCAUCUGUGAUGCCGUCAACUUUUUGAUUCACAAUGCGCAGCAGUCUGAUGGGAUGUUCAGAGAAGUUGGAAAAAUGUCCCACGUAGAGAUGAUUGGUGAUGUCGGCGGCACAGAUUCGGACGUCUCCCUGACAGCCUUUUGCCUCAUUGCCAUGCAGGAGUCAAGCGGAUUAUGUAGUGCCAAUAGUUUACAAGACAGCAUAAACAAAGCAGUGAGCUACCUCCAAAAGCGCCUUCUGACCUUAAUCAACCCAUAUGCCGUUGCCAUGGCGUCAUAUGCCCUGGCCAAUGAAAACAAACUGAACCUGGAGAUCCUGCACAGAUUUGCCUCUCCAGAUCUGUCCCACUGGCCUGUACCAAUGGGUCGUGUUUACACACUGGAAGCCACAGCAUACGCCCUUCUGGCUCUGGUCAAAGUCAAGGCCUUUAAUGAAGCUUGGCCGAUUGCGAGGUGGUUCAACAAGCAGCAAAGAGAAAACGGAGGCUUUGGAUCAAUUCAGGCCACUGUGACAGUGUACCAGGCCGUGGCAGAGUUCUGGACCAGUGAACAGAACCCAGGCUAUGAUCUAAAUGUGGACAUCUUGUUGCCGGGCAGAUCAAAACCUGUAAAAUACAACUUCAACAGGAGGAACCACUUUGCCACAAGAACAUCUAAAAUCAAUAAUAUAAACCAAGAUGUGACUGUCGUUGCUACAGGCCUAGGAGAAGCCACAGUGACGAUGGUGUCGUUGUUUUAUGCUUUACCUAAAGAAAAGCAUAGUGAUUGUCAGAAGUUCAAUAUGACAGUACAACUCCUCCCAGAAAAAACAAGUGAGGCUGAGAAGAUAUACAACAUGAGAAUACUGCUUUUAUAUAAGAACAAAUAUCGAGAUGCCGCCAUGACAGUUUUGGAUAUUGGUUUGCUAACCGGCUUCACUGUUAACACCAAAGACCUAAACCUUUUAUCUAAAGGUCGUGCCCGCACUAUCUCAAAAUACAAGGAGAUUAUCAGUGACUCAGAAAGAAGCUCAAUCAUCAUCUACAUGGACAAAGUUUCACACACAAAACCAGAGGAGAUCAUUUUUAGGAUUCACCAGAAGCAGGUAGUGGGAGUACUGCAGCCAGCAGCUGUGUCUGUUUAUGAGCACGACAGCCCUCAGUAUGAGACACGCUGUGUGAGGUUCUACCAUCCAGAAAGGGAGGCUGGAAAGCUGCUGCGGCUCUGCAAAAAUGAUGAAUGUAUUUGUGCUGAAGAGAACUGCAGUAUGCAGAAGAAGGGCAAAAUUGACGACGACGACCGGACAGAGAAGAUUUGUGAGACUGAACUGAACAGCAAAAUAGACUUUGCUUACAAAGUGACAGUGGAAGAGUUUGCAGACGGUUUGUCCACCGAUAUUUAUACAGCGCUUGUGCUUGAUGUCAUCAAAGAAGGAAGUUCAGAUGUGGGUCUUCAGAAUAAAAGGCGCACAUUCCUCAGUUUCCGGCACUGCAGAGAAGCUUUGGACAUAAAAAUAGGUCAAAAUUAUCUCAUCAUGGGCACCGCCAAAGAUAUUCACGCUGAUGAACCCAAUCAUUCGUACCAAUAUGUACUCGGUGAGCGGACCUGGAUUGAGUACUGGCCCACCGAAGCAGAGUGUGGAAAUAAGAAAUACAACGCCACAUGUGCUGGCAUGGAGGCAAUGGUCAAUCAGUACACUCUCUUUGGGUGUCGACAGUAAUAAAACAAGUGAAUGCUUGAAUAAGAUUUCUGCUUUUCAAAGUUUACUGACACAUAAGAGUCUAUGUUGUGCCAUUUCAAUGAAAUAUGAAAGCUUCAGUGUAAAAAGAGUCAAUUUUGUUAAAUCAAAUAAACAUCUUUCAAGUAGGA
Messenger RNA from Xiphophorus couchianus (Monterrey platyfish), 5203 nucleotides. Its product is annotated as complement C3-like. The coding region runs from base 54 to 5054 and encodes 1666 amino acids. The record is from RefSeq and is a predicted model, not a curated record. Lineage: Eukaryota; Metazoa; Chordata; Actinopteri; Cyprinodontiformes; Poeciliidae. Gene Ontology annotation, molecular function: protein binding; endopeptidase inhibitor activity. Gene Ontology annotation, cellular component: extracellular region. The transcript is spliced from 43 exons.